Letharia columbiana is the source of this 297-nucleotide messenger RNA. RefSeq lists its product as uncharacterized. Bases 1 to 297 code for a protein of 98 amino acids. Lineage: Eukaryota; Fungi; Ascomycota; Lecanoromycetes; Lecanorales; Parmeliaceae. The record is from RefSeq and is a predicted model, not a curated record. The transcript has a single exon.
AUGGACGAAACUUACCACUGCGUCCGAAAUAGCAAAGGGCCUCAUCGAGUAGACCCCAACGUGCUGGAGAUGCAUGAGGACGCUCGUCCAAUCGAGCUCACUUAUUUGGCCUUACAGGAGCUGAACGAGCAGAGCUUGCAGGAGAUGGAGCAGCCAGGACCGCUUGUAGAACUCCAUGCGCACGAGCCUUCGGAGAUACAGCUCAACAAAGACUACCGUGGAAACGGAAUCUUCAAGCCAGAGAUUCUGCUGUUGUUAAGCCAAUUACGAAAUGGAGACCAGGACCAGUCCGUCUGA